Messenger RNA from Xenia sp. Carnegie-2017, 1811 nucleotides. RefSeq lists its product as uncharacterized. Lineage: Eukaryota; Metazoa; Cnidaria; Anthozoa; Malacalcyonacea; Xeniidae. Gene Ontology annotation, biological process: microtubule-based movement. Gene Ontology annotation, cellular component: kinesin complex; cytoplasm; membrane-bounded organelle. The record is from RefSeq and is a predicted model, not a curated record. Bases 18 to 1811 code for a protein of 597 amino acids. Gene Ontology annotation, molecular function: kinesin binding. The transcript is spliced from 6 exons.
CAUUUUAUGAUCCGUAGAUGGAGUCAAGAGAAAAAAGGAAUAACUACUUUAUACAAGAAAUACUUACAAAUGUCGUUGAAAAGAAACUUGCUGAUUUAUUUAUCCAAGAAUGGGACAAACAAUGCAAAAAAUCUCUUGGACGAUGGGAAAAUACAAACGUUAGUGGUCAAGAGUUGUUCAAUAUUGAAAAAACAAAAAAGAAACCUCAUGACAAACAUAUUCUGCAAACUUUUCAAGAAGGUGACACCAGUAAGUGGGAUUGUACAACACUGUUCGCAGCAAUAUUGUUUUCCAACUCAGUUGGAACAAAACUUGACCCAAAAGUUAGAGAGGCAGUAAAUGAAAUUCGCAACGUAAGAAACAAAUUCACCCAUGUAAAUAAAGGUAAAGUAUCUGAUACCGAAUUUCACAAAAUGGUCGGUGACAUUGAAAAGUCAUUUAAAGAUCUAGGAUUUUCAUUCACUGAAAUUAAUGAAAUUAAAUGUCAACGAAACAAAUUUAAUUCAUUUCAAGUACUUCCUUGCAAACCAAAUCACGAUGUAGUUAAACGUACAGAAUUACUUAACAAAAUCACGGCAGAUCUGAAUAACUUGCGAAGUACUAACAACAAUGAACUGACAUAUUACUAUAUUUCUGGUAAUCCUGGCAGUGGUAAAUCUCAAUUAGCCAGACAAAUUUGCGACGAAAUGUUUAACUCCGUUGACUGGGAAAAUAAAACUACAUUUGUGAUGACACUCGAAGGAAAAGAUGCUGACUCUCUCUUCAAAACUUAUAAUGACCUUUGUCAACGUUUGAACAUCCAUGAACAUUUUAUUGAAAAUAUUUUAAAAAAGGUAAAAAGCAGCGAAGACAGAAUCAAACACUUUCAUUUCCUGCUGACACAAAAACUGAAAUCUUGGAAAAUAUGGUGGAUUGUUGUAGAUAACGUGGUUGAACUUGAUAAAAUUUAUCCAUUUUUGAAGAAUUUGUCAGAAAAAUUAGAUCGUCAACCAUUGGUCCUGGCAAGUGCUGCUUACUACGUAGGUAGUGUAAAAAGUGCAAAUCUGGAAUUCACGUGGGAGCAAUAUUUCAAUAAGUUGACUGAAGGAGAGCGACAGAGCAUGGAUGCCACAUUUCAAAAGAUCAAUACAGCAUAUUCUGGAGGUAAAUCAACUUUAUUGAAAACUGUUGAGUUGGCAGCCAUCAAUGUACUUAAGGAUAUAAUAACAAUUCAAACUAGAGCGUUAGGUGUCAAUCAUGUUGAUGUUUCAUAUUCGUACAACGAGCUGGGUUGGUUGCUUCAGCAUAAUGGAGAAUACAAAAAAGCAAAAGAUUUUUGUAAACGAGCGAUAGAAAUUCAAACAAAAGCAUUCGGACCUGACAAUAUUAAUAUUGCGGCAACGUACAACAAUCUGGGUUUGGUUUACGAUAAUAUGGGAGAGUACGAUAAAGCAAAACAUUUUUACGAACGAACAAUAACAAUUUACAUCCAAGCAUUUGGACCUGACCAUGUUAAUGUCGCGAGAACUUACAACAAUCUAGGUUUUGUUUACAGCAAAAUAGGAGAGUAUGAAAAUGCCAAACAUUUUUGCAUACGAGCGAUGGAAAUUCAAACCAAAGCAUAUGGACCUGACCAUGUUAAUAUAGCGACAACGUACAGCAAUCUGGGUUUGGUUUGCGGUAAAAUAGGAGAGUACAAAAAAGCCAAAAAUUUUUGUAUUGUUAUGGGAGCGUACGAAAAAGUAAAAGAUUUCAAUGAACAAGCAAUAAAAUUAAAACAUAAGAUAUGUCAAUACUGGAAUAAUAUGGGUGAAUUGCUUGAUGAUUGUUAA